UUCAUUCCCAAUUGGUUAGAGGUCCUGUCAAUCCUAUAAAUCAGAAGGCAAUUAAAAAAGCCUGCGCAAGUUCAGAAGAGCCCGCCUGAAAGUUGCGCGCGCCGCGCAUUAGUGAGAGGGCGAAGCGGUAGCCGCAAGUCAGCCGGUUCUUCGUGCUGUUUUAUCGACAGGGAAGGAGCGGUAGGCCAGAUUGUAGGGCACGGAGGGAGUUGGGGGAUACACCGUGACCGACGAGACGUCGCCUGUGAUCGUGGAUGCCAAGUUUCCGUCCCUUCGGGUGGGACCUUCGUUGCAGUAUUUCCAGUCCCUCGUGCAAUAUUAAUCUGAUCAGGUUUAUUGGGCUGGAUGAUUGAUCAGAGCUCUAUUUGUACAACCUCUGUAUUGAAGCAUUUAUUUGAAAACAGUUUGAUAUUUCAAAGGGCUACAGAGCACAGUGUGAAUUGAUUACAGAAACCUAGACAAUCUUGUAUUACGCUACGGAAAUGAAUGAAGAACACACAGAUGUAACAAAUGGAUGUAAUAAAGUUAGAUCUGGUACUCAGAAUGAAGCUGCCUUAUUGGCUCUUAUGGAGAAGACAGGCUAUAAUAUGGUUCAAGAAAAUGGACAACGAAAAUUUGGUGGACCUCCACCAGGUUGGGAAGGUCCGCCACCACCCCGAGGCUGUGAAGUUUUUGUGGGAAAAAUUCCUCGUGAUAUGUAUGAGGAUGAAUUAGUUCCUGUUUUUGAAAGAGCUGGGAAGAUUUAUGAAUUUAGACUGAUGAUGGAAUUUAGUGGUGAGAAUCGUGGAUAUGCUUUUGUAAUGUAUACAACAAAAGAAGAAGCUCAGCUUGCCAUUAGGAUCCUUAAUAAUUAUGAGAUUCGUCCUGGAAAAUUUAUUGGUGUUUGUGUAAGCUUGGAUAACUGCAGACUAUUCAUUGGAGCCAUUCCAAAAGAGAAGAAGAAAGAAGAGAUCUUGGAUGAAAUGAAAAAAGUCACCGAAGGUGUUGUAGAUGUUAUCGUGUAUCCAAGUGCAACUGACAAGACAAAAAAUCGUGGGUUUGCCUUUGUAGAAUAUGAAUCCCAUAGAGCUGCAGCUAUGGCAAGGAGAAAAUUAAUUCCUGGAACUUUCCAGUUAUGGGGCCACACUAUUCAAGUAGAUUGGGCAGAUCCAGAAAAAGAAGUAGAUGAAGAAACAAUGCAGAGAGUAAAAGUAUUGUAUGUUAGAAACUUGAUGAUUUCAACCACAGAAGAAACAAUUAAGGCAGAGUUUAACAAAUUUAAGCCAGGAGCUGUUGAACGGGUAAAGAAACUUCGAGAUUAUGCUUUUGUUCAUUUUUUCAACCGAGAUGAUGCAGUUGCUUCUAUGUCAGUUAUGAAUGGAAAAUGUAUUGAUGGUGCUAGCAUUGAGGUAACGCUAGCCAAGCCAGUAAACAAAGAAAGCACUUGGAGACAACAUCUUAAUGGUCAAAUUAGCCCCAGUUCUGAAAAUCUUUUAGUCUUUACAAACAAAGAAGAUGGUCAUCAGAAAUCACUAACAAAGCCAGCAAGUCUUCCAAUACGCCUUAAUGGGCAGAGUAGUCCAAGUCCUCCUGAAAUUGAAAGGUGUACUUACCCAUUUUUUCCAGGAACAAAACUUACUGCAGUUAGCAUGUACUCUUUAAAAUCUAGUCAUUUUAGUUCUGCAGUGAUGCAGUUAGAUUAUUAUUGCAACAAAAAUAACUGGGCACCUCCAGAAUAUUAUUUGUAUUCAACUACAAGUCAAGAUGGAAAAAUGUUGCUGGUAUAUAAGAUAAUUAUUCCAACGGUUGCAAAUGGAUCCCAGAAUUAUUUUAUGCCAGACAAACUCUGUACAACAGUAGAAGAUGCAAAAGAGCUAGCAGCACAGUUUGCACUCAUGCACUUGGAUUACAAUUUCCGUCGAAGUUCAGUAAAUAACAUUUCUCCUGGUAGUGCUACGCUUUCUUCUGGAACAACCAGCGUUUUACCAUAUACGUCAAGACCAUAUUCUUAUCCAAGCUAUCCCUUGUCACCAUCAAUUCCGCUUGCUAAUAGCAACCACGUUGGACAGCGUCUGUACAUCUCCAAUCAGGCCUCAUUCUUUUGAGGAAAAAAAAGCUGGAUGAAAAAAGUAUACUUUUUUUAAAACUAUAAUGUAGUUUUAGUUUUAAUCGGGUUCACACAAUUGCUUUUGCUCAGUUAUUUCAGAUUGCUUAUAAAUUAUAAAUAAGAAAACCCAUUUAAAUGUUUUUUUAAAUAAUUAUUUUCAUUAAAUAGCAGCUUUAAAAUAUUUUAAAUGCAUGCAAUUGUUGGUUGUAAUCUUGUUACCAAGGAUCCAUUCUUUGGAGAUGAAAAAGCAAUAUUUGGUGAAAAGCAAAGUAUUAUGUAAGAAGGAAAUGAUGCACAAUAUUUUUUUUUAAAAAACAGAAACCUUAACUCCAAAUGAAUAACGUAUAAACUCUUGUGGUCCUUUAAAAUUACAUUGAAUAUUUUAGUUGCAUGAUAUUUGUUUUAUUAAUUAAUCCACUGUUUACAUUGUUAAAUUUUAUUUGUUAAAGGUAUUGUUCUA
Candoia aspera is the source of this 2546-nucleotide messenger RNA. It is a transcript of the gene RBM46, whose product is annotated as RNA binding motif protein 46. Gene Ontology annotation, cellular component: nucleus. The coding region runs from base 483 to 2084 and encodes 533 amino acids. The record is from RefSeq and is a predicted model, not a curated record. Gene Ontology annotation, molecular function: mRNA binding. NCBI's taxonomy places the organism in Eukaryota, Metazoa, Chordata, Lepidosauria, Squamata, Candoiidae. The transcript has 6 exons.